CCCUCCCGUCCCUCCUUCACUGAAGAAAUGAGAAGAAAACACAGCAGUCAGAUCUAAAAGAAUCCAGCAUUUCAGCUUCAGGUUUCAACCUCAUUACAAUGGCAGGGAUUCCACAAUUUCAGAAGGAGAUCACAAAAGCAUUUGAAGCUGCUAAAAAUAUCCCAAAGGAUGAGUUGCUGUUUACGUACAAUGGAGUUUUGUUUCCAACUGCAAUGUGCAACAUUGACACAUUUAAAGCUCUGGAAACCUUUGAGACACGUGAUGAUGAUAUCAUGAUGGCAGCUUAUCCCAAGUGUGGCUCGAACUGGUCUGUAAUGCUGUUACAUAGCAUGGUCCACACAGUACACAAUAAAAAACCUUGUGCCUUGAUACCAAUAAUAGAAUUCAAAUCCCCCAAUAAGUUUGAGAAACUAAAAGCUGACCCUUCCCCAAGAGUUUUAGCGACACACUUCUAUUAUGACCAAAUCCCCAAAUCCUUCUUUGAGAAGAAAGUAAAGAUUUUGGUGGUGUUUCGCAAUCCAAAGGAUACAGCUGUAUCAAUGUUUCACUUCUACAAUAAUAAUCCAAUGCUUCCCACCUACAAUAGCUUUGAUGACUUUUUCCCAGAUUUCAUGAGUGGAAAAGGUAAGAGGUGUGCUUAGAAUUCUGAACAUACU
Molecule: messenger RNA, 656 nt
Organism: Rana temporaria (common frog)
Lineage: Eukaryota; Metazoa; Chordata; Amphibia; Anura; Ranidae
Product: sulfotransferase 6B1-like
Exons: 4
Coding region: 99-641 (180 amino acids)
Biological process (GO): sulfation
Cellular component (GO): cytoplasm
Molecular function (GO): sulfotransferase activity
Source: RefSeq, a predicted model, not a curated record